UUUACGUCAUCAUUGCCCCGGUCCGCGUUAUUGUUUACAUGUGUUUAUAAGUGUACCGCCAGAUGUGCCUUACGUGUGUAGCCAGGUAGCUAAAGGUUAAUUGCGAAGCUGUUCGAUGUUAGUUUAACACUACACUCUGCUGCUGUGGCGCGAAAUGUGUGAAGAACAGACACACGACGGGUUUUAAUGGGAUGUGAUUGUAUUUCAGCAACGUACCAUCACAUAUUCGUAACGUAACGUCUCGCUCCCGUUUUAACUCUAUUAGCUAAUUGUGUGUUUAAACGUGAUGUGAGGGUAGAAAUGCGAUGACGAAAACCAUCUUAUCCUCUGGUAUUGCCCUGUGUCGGUUUUCAUUCCAUCCGGAUGCUCUCCCUGACUGUGGCACAUCUCUCCAUUGUCACCUGAUUACAAGAAGAUAUUGUCACCGAGGUUGAAGGGAAUAUACUUUGUUUUACCGCCUGCAACGACAACGUGUAAGAAUAACGGACAAACAUGCUGAUAAGCAUAUGUACAGAAAGUAACAUAUGAAAAACGGAACCGAAAGUUGGUCCAUCGUCAGUCAGCUAUAUCCACCUCCUCCCACGUACGAAAAAGUUCGUGUGUCUAGUUAUUUCAGCUGUUUUGAGCUAAUGUAGGCGCGUGUUGAGAUUUUCGUUUAGACUGUUCUGUCGUCUUCAACGAGUCAUAAUGUCGGACACAGAGAGGCCUCUGCCAGCCCUCAGGAAGCUCAGCUAUGCGGUGGGACACUUUCUGAACGACCUGUGUGCGUCUAUGUGGUUCACAUACCUACUAGUUUUCUACCACUCAGUGCUGGGAUUCCGAAAUACUAAUGCGGGUGUGUUGCUGCUGGUUGGGCAGAUAGCUGAUGGUAUUUGUACGCCUCUCAUUGGAUAUGAGUCCGACCGAACCCCUGGCUGUGGAAACUAUGGCAAGAGGAAGACCUGGCAUUUAGUUGGCACACUGAGCGUGGUGCUGUCUUUUUCCUUCAUCUUCAACCAGUGUCUGGGCUGUGACUCCCUCACCCCUCAGUGGGCCAGCCUGACCUACUUCAUCCCCUUCAUCAUCGUCUUUCAGUUCGGCUGGGCCGCCACGCAGAUCUCCCACCUAUCUCUUAUUCCAGAGCUGGUCACCUGUGAGCAUGCUAAAGUAGAACUCACUGCAUACAGGUAUGCGUUCACAGUGAUAGCCAACAUCACAGUGUAUGCAGUGGCCUACCUGCUGUUCCAUGUGCAGGCCAGCGGGGAUGAUGACCCACUCAGUGAUGCACUCGGACCAGUAGAUAUCCCCAUCUUCAGGAAUCUGGCGUUGAUCGUGCUGGGCAUCGGCACUCUCUUCUCAAUCUUCUUCCACCUGGGAACCACAGAGCAGAGGCCUGGAGCUACAGGGGAGGCUGGAGGAGAGGAGGCGAGGAGGAAGAGGAUGGAGCAGGAGGAGGAGGAGGAGGAGGGGGAGCAGAGGCCCCUGCUUCCGCGUGCCAAGACCUCCCCAUCUCUUCUUCAGUGGAAAUGUUGGCUGCAGCAGCCUUCUUUCUACCAGGUGGCCUUACUCUAUAUGUCCACCAGGUUGAUAGUGAAUCUGUCUCAGACCUACAUCUCAAUGUAUCUCAUUAACACUCUGGGGCUGCCAAAGAAGUUCAUAGCGACAAUCCCUUUAGUGAUGUACCUGAGUGGCUUCUUGUCCUCCUUCAUUAUGAAGCCUCUCAGUAAACUAAUUGGAAAAUGUCUGACCUACUUUGUGGGCCUGCUGCUCAUCAUGGCCUUCUCCUACUGGGUGCUGCUGGACGACAGGAUGGGGCAGCAGGUGUAUGGGGCAGCUGUUCUGCUGGGGGCAGGCUCAGCCACCAUCCUGGUCAUAUCGCUCUCCAUGACCGCUGAGCUCAUCAGCGAUCAGACGCAAAGUGGAGCAUUUGUUUAUGGAGCCAUGAGUUUCACUGAUAAGUUGGCUAAUGGAGUGGCUGUGAUGAUCAUUCAGGCUGUACAUCCUUGCCAUACGGUGGUGUGUUGUCCAGCCUGCGUGUGGUUCUAUCAUUACAUCAUGGUCAUAGUGACGGGAGGCGUGGCUGUUAUAGCAGCUUUGGCUCUCUGCUCCAUCCUCAUCUGGCCAAUCAGGAUCAGACCACGUGGUCAGGCAGUCAUCUCUGACGAUGCAGGCAGAGUCAACUAAUAGCCUCUCCCCCACCCUUCUUCAAACUGACUCCAGUGCAGUAGAACAGAGAAACACAAACCCUGAACGUGCCUGAACUGGACACAAAGACCUUUCACUUUUGUUUCCUCUUAAGAUUCAUUUUUCGAUUUUCAGGGAAAAGCACCAGGGGAAUUCCUGAGUGGCUGCUCCACUGGUGCACUUAACUAUGGCAGAUGUAGCAGUUGUGCUAAAAUUACAGGAUUAAACAGGAGACCAGAGGGAGAUUUUUUUUUUUAGGUUUCCAAAAACUGACAGUUUUAGCCAUUUAUAACCUAGACCUUGUUUUUCCAUCAUUUUCCAAAACAUCUUUUGACCAAUCAGGAAGCAGUAAUCACAAACGUCAGGAUAGUAUUAGUUCAUUGCAGUGGUGAGUGCUGAGUAGUUUCAACAGGCAGUAGUUGUCCAAACUCAUCCAGGCUUCAUCCACUGAAAACUCAUCAGAGGCUGAGAGUACUGCUGGCACAGUUUAUUUCAGAUACAGACAGUAUAACUGCUGUAGUGAGUAUAAUGUCUCCUACCUCUGGCUCUGGUUUCACUAACACAGUGACUCUACAGUCUUACUGUAGGUUGAUACUAGUGCUGAUUACAGGGAACAUGUAUUCAUAUGAAAUAAGAACCUCAGUAAUGAACAUGUCUCAUCCUACAUUUAUGGAUUUGAAUUUAGGUUCUUUGAAUGUGUAUCCAGAUUGGAUAUUAUACAAUAAGUAGCCAUUGCUUUAUAUAACUUUAUAUAUAAUUAUAUUUAAUUUGUCCCUACACAGUGUCCAACUGUAGUUAUAUUUUCUGGCCACACUUUGUUGCCAUUAGAUUUGUACAGAAAUCUAAUAUUGAGUCAGAGACACUUACAGCAGUGAGCAGCGGUUGGAUGUGAUGUUAGUGGAGCUCUCAGCUGCACUGAUGAUUUUCCUGGAGAACCUGAGGUGUUUGAUCCAGAUGUUGGCUGUAAACUAGCAAACAGACGGACCGAUCAGGUCCAGGCUCAGCCUCUGACUGAUCUUGAAACCUCACUUCUUUCUGUCGCCUCCCUCCAGUCUCUCUUUCUCCUCUUCUCUCUGGAUGUUUAUGAAGUAAGUUUCAUGAAGCCCAGGGAUACAGGCAAAUUUUCAACUCUGGUCACACACACUGCUCCAGGCAAAACUGUGUCUAACUGUGUCUCUACAGUGAAUUUGUGAGCAGUUUGUGCCACCUCUAAAAUUUUACACAAAUCUUCAUGUCUCCAGAACUGUACAGUCUCACACAUAUUUCUAUUAAAGUGCAGUAAAGCAGUCAAAACAAUGAUGACAGUUUCAUAGAACUCUGGAAAAUGAUGAGAAAACAGCGUCCAGGAUGAAAAUGUCUUUAGUUAAACUUUAUUUUCUUGCAUGUCUGCUGAGACGAUGCAGAGCAGGAGAGGAAAGAAUGGGAACACACUGUCACAGAUACUUGACAUGAGUGUAGACGCAGCUCACCUCAAGUGGAUCACUCUCCAUGACAAAGUGAACUGUGGUCAACAUCUGAUGAGGGACAUCAGAGCCAAAAACCAGAUGAUGAACCAGAUACAGUGUGUGGUGUAUUCAGGUGAUCCAGCUGAGAAACACCAAAGAAGAAGCAUGGACCAUUUUAAAUCCAGUUGAUGUCCUGUCAGUGUUGGACAGUAUCAGCUUGUUAGUGACAGUGGAAAACUACAUUCCAGAGUGGAAUGCUUCAUUAAAGGGUCAGUGCACUACAUUUUCCUCUUCUAAAGGACACAUUGAUAAACCACUACAUUUACAGUCGCACAGUCAUGAUGAGGAGGAGAAUGAAGGCCUUGCUGCAACGCACACAUCGUUUUUAAAUAAGAACUGUACCUUGCACUUGUCUUUGAAUGUUACUGUGGAAGCAAAAACAGCCAGAAAAUCAGCAGGUUCAGCUUCUCUCAGUUGACUGAGAGGCAGUCACCUCACUGGCUGUUGAGUCAGUCUGCUAACAUCAUGCAUGAGAGUAAAGUGUCAGUCAUUGGAGCUUUACAGUUUUAAUAGAUUUAAAACGUGUGCUGUGUUCCAGUGGACACGAUGGACACUUUUCUUUAAUAUGAAGAAUGGUUUUAUUUGAAUCAUUUUAUUUUACCUCUUUAUAUUCAGGCCAAAUGGAAAAUGAACAGAACAAAUACUUUUUCAUAAUCAAAAGAAACUUGAACUGCAGAAUGAUAUUUGAUAUAUGUCCAGACUUUAAAGGGAUCAAUAUUAUCAAUACUAUAGUGUGUAUUUAUAUAAUAUGUGACUAUGAAUAUAAGGGAAUCACACUGGUUACUAAUCAGAGUACUGAUGUUUGACUGGGAACUGUGGGAAAUCUUCUGUGUUCGCUUCCAGUUCAGUACUAAAGAAGUUUUCUGUCACGUUUCCAUCAGUGUUCUACCAAAGCUCUCUGACAAAUGAUCACUCAUCUCACUUUCGCUAACUUUAUUUUUAUGUCCCUUUUUUAUAUCUUCCCUGCCCUGAUGACUACUGUGAUUCUGGUGUUGUUUUAUAAAGGGACACUCAUUAAAUAAGUUUCAUGUGGCACAACAGAAAA
Molecule: messenger RNA, 4713 nt
Organism: Lates calcarifer (barramundi perch)
Lineage: Eukaryota; Metazoa; Chordata; Actinopteri; Centropomidae
Product: major facilitator superfamily domain-containing protein 12
Exons: 11
Coding region: 688-2163 (491 amino acids)
Biological process (GO): carbohydrate transport
Cellular component (GO): membrane
Molecular function (GO): symporter activity
Source: RefSeq, a predicted model, not a curated record